AUGGCCAGAACUAAAGCCCAAAUAAGAGAGGAGAACCGUAGGAAAAGCAAGGAGAGCUAUCAUAGAAACAAGGAGUCAAUCAAUGCACGACGAAGGGAGAAGUACCGGGCCUCAAAGGCCACGAAAGCUAAACGGACGAACAGUACUGCAACCAAAAUAAACGAUAAGCCCAAGGGAAGGCAGGCGACGACCCCUGGCGGUGCUGUAGAAAAGCCUGUUAACAGCAGCGAGCGCCUAAUUAUGCUCCGCGUCAAUCACGCCUGUGAGAUGACUCGCGAGCUCGGGAAGAGGUUGGUCUUCCUGUGUGGACGUUCACCCCGAUGUUUCUUGGAAACGGUGUGCUCCAAUUUCGCCACCAAUUACACGGUCAAUCCCAAGGCAGCCCGUACGACAAUCUCCAACCACCUUGAGAAGUUCCUCAAAAUCCGAGAUCAGGUCUCAGCCCACCAGGCUACUGUUUUGGAGUUGGAGGGCAUAACGGAUGCAUGGAGGUCUAUUGAGGCACUCAUGGACCCUCUGCGCAAGAUUUGCAACUCGCUGGAGGAAAUCGAAUGCGAGGCGGGGAUCGACGCAAAGAUGCUCAUUGAUGACUUCGCGAACGGGGAACUUGGGUUUCAGAGGGAUGUCAUCGAGUUACCAAAGUAG
Molecule: messenger RNA, 645 nt
Organism: Coprinopsis cinerea okayama7#130
Lineage: Eukaryota; Fungi; Basidiomycota; Agaricomycetes; Agaricales; Psathyrellaceae
Exons: 3
Coding region: 1-645 (214 amino acids)
Source: RefSeq, a predicted model, not a curated record